AUGAGUGCCAAAAAGAUCGAACAAUGGGAAAUUGAGAGAUAUUGGGAGAUAUUCUCCUCCCUUUCAAAUGGCCAAGACCGUCUCAACAGCUCCCAGGCCGCCUCGGUGUUGCGCAACAGUCGCCUGCGUGAUGACCAGCUCGAGAAGGUCUGGGACAUUGCGGACGUCGAUGGGGAUGGAGAGUUAGACUUUGAGGAAUUUUGCGUCGCAAUGCGCCUGGUGUUUGACCUAGUCAACGGCGAAUUACAAGAAGUUCCACCUGUGCUGCCCGACUGGCUCGUUCCAGAAUCCAAGUCACAUCUCGUCCAAGCCACGCGAGCAUUGAAUCGCCCAGAACAGUUCGAGCGGAUAGAAGAUGAGGAUGAAUCCCUUGGUCUAAAGGAUGGGUUCGAUUGGUACAUGAAGCCCGCGGACAGGUCGAAAUACGAAGAGAUCUAUAAUGCCAGUCGGACUCAACGAGGUGACAUAACAUUCGAAUCUCUUCAACCGCUUUACGAAUCGCUCGAUGUCCCGGAUACCGAUAUCCGCUCUGCUUGGAAUCUUGUGAACCCCUCCGCCUCCCAAGCUAUUAACAAAGAUGCAACACUUGCUCUUCUCCACAUCCUAAACUUCCGCCAUGAGGGCUUCCGCAUUCCCCGCACUAUCCCCGCUUCGCUCCGUGCCUCAUUUGAGAGCAACCAGAUCGAUUACCAAAUUGACAAUGCCCCUGCCCAGCGCUGGGGUGCAGAUGGAAACCAGGAGACAAGGACUGGCCGCAAGGCCAAGUUCGGUGACACCUAUCUCAGCCGGCUGGGAGUUGGUGGCAAAGGAUCGUACCAACCGAAGGGUACCAACUUCAGCGACACGAUCCAGGACGAGGAGUGGGAGAAAGUGCGGCUGCGUCGCGAACUGGCGGAGAUGGAGGCGAAGCUUCAAUCAGCCAACCAAGCUUCGGAAAAUCGACGAGAUCGUCCUCGUAACGAUGGCCGGCCAAAUUGGGUACUUGUCAAGAAAGAAGCCCUUCAGCUUUUGGAGUAUAAGGAGCGCGAGUUGCGGGAACUUCGAGAAGGUGUGGGCCGGUCAAAGGAAGGCCAGGAUUUGGAACGCUCCAGGGAGGACGUUAAGACCGUCGGUGACCAAGUCGAGGGCCUGAAAAGUCAUCUCGCCCAGCGCAAGGGCGUUCUUGCGGACCUCCGUCAGCAGGUCGAAGAAGAGAGGAGCCGGCGAUAG
Molecule: messenger RNA, 1209 nt
Organism: Penicillium macrosclerotiorum
Lineage: Eukaryota; Fungi; Ascomycota; Eurotiomycetes; Eurotiales; Aspergillaceae
Gene: end3
Product: cytoskeletal adaptor protein SagA
Exons: 3
Coding region: 1-1209 (402 amino acids)
Biological process (GO): endosomal transport; actin cortical patch assembly; endocytosis
Cellular component (GO): actin cortical patch; nucleus; cytoplasm
Molecular function (GO): calcium ion binding; protein binding
Source: RefSeq, a predicted model, not a curated record